Aspergillus heteromorphus CBS 117.55 is the source of this 414-nucleotide messenger RNA. RefSeq lists its product as uncharacterized. NCBI's taxonomy places the organism in Eukaryota, Fungi, Ascomycota, Eurotiomycetes, Eurotiales, Aspergillaceae. The transcript is spliced from 2 exons. The coding region runs from base 1 to 249 and encodes 82 amino acids. The record is from RefSeq and is a predicted model, not a curated record.
AUGGCCGCCUGGGACCCUAAAUUUGGAAGACUGUAUGUCUGCCUCGAAAAUUUCCAGAUUAUUUGGUCCGAAAGCUCAUCUGAUGGCACAGUACAGGGAGCCACGGCCACCGUCGUGCUACAGCCCAAUCCCACAGACCACCCCAAUGACCCGCUGACGUGGUCCAAACUGCGCAAAGCCACUAACCUCGCUCUCGUAAACUUCUAUGCCUUCGGGUUAUCUGCGCGACGUGCAUGUCGGUCGCGUUGACGUUGACGAUGAUAUGUUGGGGGAGGGCGGCGCGGCGGAGGACGGCGGACUCGUAUCGGCGUCUCGCAAUGCUGAAGCCGGGGAAUCGGCUCUGAUUGCACCUGAGGAUGGAGCUGGUGGCUAUGGUGGUAUGACACCUAAUUUAGCUACCCUAUGCGGUUGCUU